This is a messenger RNA of Paecilomyces variotii, 1902 nucleotides long. RefSeq names its product protein arginine methyltransferase RmtB. Gene Ontology annotation, cellular component: nucleus. NCBI's taxonomy places the organism in Eukaryota, Fungi, Ascomycota, Eurotiomycetes, Eurotiales, Thermoascaceae. Gene Ontology annotation, molecular function: protein-arginine N-methyltransferase activity. Gene Ontology annotation, biological process: peptidyl-arginine methylation. The transcript is spliced from 4 exons. The record is from RefSeq and is a predicted model, not a curated record. Bases 150 to 1802 code for a protein of 550 amino acids.
GGCAACCAAGCAAUAAUCUGUGAGGGACCGAGAUUUUUUCUCUCUUCAUUUUUAUCUAUCUACAUUUCGCGGUGCCGUUCACAACGAUCUGAUCGCACUGGCAGUCAUCUUUUUGUUUUGUUGUGAUUCACGAGAAGUGAGACCUGACAAUGUCUGCUUCUGACCCCCGUCGGGACCUUCCCGAAGCGGACGAUCAGUUCUCCGACAGCGGUUCUUCGACCUCCGAUGAGUUGGAUAUCACCAAGGACGAGGGAUGGGAGGACGUGGAGCCAGAUGACGAUUCGCAGCCCAUCGUGGGCUUGUUCAGCACAGACGUUUACCCGGACGUACAAUCGAUGUUGAAGGAGACCAAGGAGAAGUACAACUUCGACUUCAGGAGGAUCCAGAAGGAGCUCGACCUCGAUCUCCUGGAAAGUAUCAAGCUUGUCAACUACAUCCGGUCAGAAGUCAGAGCCGGAAAUACCAAGCCGGAUAUCUCUUCUAAGGCUAUCUUUGAGGAUGAUAUCUAUAUGAGACCCGUCCUCGAGGAUGAUGCGCUUCUUUACAGUCUCGAAGACCUUGGCGAAACGGAGGCAGAGGGCGAUGCACCGGUGUCAAAUGCUACUGCCAAUGCGAAGAAACGCGUGCUGGAACUGCAAGAACAGUUGGAGCGGCUUCAGGGGCAAUUCUCUGAAUACAGACUUGCAGUCCAGAAGUCUCUCGAUGAUCAACUAUCCAAAGAGGACGACAGCAGCGCCGCGAAGGGCCCGACUCGCAAAGCCACGGACAGGCUUCAAGAGGCGGAUGCCGACUAUUUCACUUCCUACUCCUACAACGCAAUCCAUGAAUCGAUGCUUAAGGACGCUAUUCGCACCGAUUCUUAUCGCGACUUCAUCUAUGAAAACAAGCGCCUUUUCAAGGACAAGGUGGUGCUAGACGUCGGAUGUGGCACCGGUAUACUGUCAAUGUUCUGCGCCAAAGCAGGCGCGAAGAUGGUUAUUGCGGUUGACAACUCAAACAUUAUCGAGAGAGCCAGGGAAAUUGUGUAUGACAACGGUUUUGGUGAUGUGAUCAAGUGCGUCCGUGGAAAGAUUGAGGAAGUUACCCUGCCGGUUCCGCAAGUGGACAUCAUCGUCUCCGAAUGGAUGGGCUACGGUCUUCUCUUUGAGGCCAUGUUUGACUCCGUCAUCUAUGCCAGAGACCGUUACCUUGCACCGGGUGGUCUCAUGGUCCCCUCACAUGCUACACUCCGUAUUGCGCCUCUGGCCGACCCGGAUUUCGUGGCGUCUCACAUCUCAUUCUGGAAUGACGUCUAUGGAUUCAAGAUGUCGAGUAUGCUUCUCGGAAUCCACGACGAGGCCCAGGUUCGAGUCAUCCCGCCAUCGAGUAUCGUUGCGGAUUCGAACCUUUUCUUGCAAUUGCCACUUCACACUAUCACGAAAGAAGAGCUGUCGUUCGUGAAGGAUUUCGAACUCACUCUCAAGGAGGACAUCGAUGCCCUCGACGGUUUCGCCAUCUGGUUCGAUAUAUUUUUCAUGCCGUCAUGCACCUCUACAAUCCCAGCGAAUGCCGUACCUGUCGACAUGCAGAAACAAGGAUUUGUAGCAUUCACCACCGGGCCUGAUGGACCUGAGACGCACUGGCAGCAGGUAGUCCUGCUCAUCAAUCACGGGCAGAAAGAACCUGCUCACUUAAAGAAGGGUCAGGUCAUCAAGGGCCAGAUCGAAUACCGAAAGAAGGAGGAGAAAUCUCGGUCACUGGACAUUGAAGUUAAAUGGGAGACAGAGGGCGAGAGUGGGAAACAAGGGUGGUCCUUGCAGUAAGGAUCUACAAAAGUACAUCUUCUUUUUGCGGUAUCAAUGUACAAAUGGGAUAUGUAGUCUGGAUCAUAAUUCUCGACGGGAUGUCACACAAAAAGGAGAC